Messenger RNA from Effrenium voratum, 681 nucleotides. The record is from the annotation of a GenBank genome assembly. Lineage: Eukaryota; Dinophyceae; Suessiales; Symbiodiniaceae.
AUGGCCGGGCGUUUGAUGGAAGAGGCAGCCACCAUGAUGGCCCUGGUGCUUGACUGCUUCGACCACACACCAUGGACAUCCGCAGGCCAGGGCAAAGUACCUGCCUUGUCAUCUGCAGAGGUCCUCCACAACUGGGCCCAAAGCAAGCGCUCAGGGAGGUGGACGUGGCAGGUGCUACAUCGAGGCACCUCAGGCUUUGCCCGGCCAAUGUGCCAAGCUCGCCUGGGUGCAGCGUGCGUUGACACGGAGACAGCUGAGAUCACAAUCUCAGGAUUGGAUUCCAAAGGCUCCGGCUAUUUGCUGCAAUGUGCCGCACUCAAGCACGCAGAUGGCCAGCUCGGUCGGAACAUGUUGCAGGAUACGGACGGGCGUGGCUUCUUCAUGCCUCAGCCUCAGAUGGAGAAGCUCCCCAAUGGGAGGAGCCUCGGAAAGUCGCCCGCCAUUGAUAGGCACAUUUUGCUGCCGGCGCUGGCUGUGCUUGGGCGCCCGGCUACGCACGUUUUGCAGCUCGAGCCGGAGCGGGACUUGAUCAUUGAUGGUCCCUCGCCUAGCUUGGGUGGUGUACACACAAGGUAUGAUCUCGAGAGAGCCAUGGCAGACGACGAUGAUGAAGUACCACAGGGCGUCAUCGCGCCUUUGCCCACAAAGCCACGACUUGCAGGACGUAGCAAAGCAGGGUAA